This is a messenger RNA of Terrapene triunguis (Three-toed box turtle), 7043 nucleotides long. It is a transcript of the gene ABCC12, whose product is annotated as ATP binding cassette subfamily C member 12. The record is from RefSeq and is a predicted model, not a curated record. Gene Ontology annotation, molecular function: ATP hydrolysis activity; ATP binding; ABC-type transporter activity. Gene Ontology annotation, cellular component: membrane. The transcript has 26 exons. Lineage: Eukaryota; Metazoa; Chordata; Testudines; Emydidae. Gene Ontology annotation, biological process: transmembrane transport. The coding region runs from base 25 to 3825 and encodes 1266 amino acids.
AGAAAGUUGUGGUAUUAACAGAAAAUGCCAAGUAAGAAAAGUAAAUGUUUUUCUGGCCCCAAAAAUAAUUCAACCAAAGAGCAGAAUGUAGAAAGUAAUGGAGUUACUGGCCUCACUUACAGAAAUCUGACUGAGCACAAGGAACCUUGGUACCUGCAAACCAGCGCAAUGGUUACUUCAGCACCGUAUCUGCUACCUCAUCUAGAUAUACGAGAUGAUGAAAUGACCUUUCACCACAAAUAUGAACCUAGUUUAAAAACAAUGAUUCCUGUCCGCCUCAAAGCAAAAUCUGCUGUUAACCCAAUGGAUAAUGCAGGACUGUUCUCAUUUGCUACAUAUUCUUGGCUUUCAUCUUUAAUGAUCAAAGGAUACAGACACAAUAUUAACGCGGACACCUUACCUCCAUUAUCAUAUCAUGAUAGUUCAGAGCCAAAUGCAAAAAGAUUUCGACUCCUUUGGGAAGCAGAGCUUGCAAGAGUUGGGCCUGAAAAAGCUUCGUUGGUCAGAGUAGUUCUUAAGUUUCAGAGAACAAGAAUUUUGGUGGAUGUGAUAGCAAACUUCAUUUGUAUUAUCUUGGCUGCUUUAGGACCAACUGUGAUCAUUCAUAAAAUUCUACAGCACAGUGAAAGCGUCUCCAAAGACAGCAUUCAGGGAAUUGGACUCUGCAUAGCACUUUUUCUUGCUGAACUUUCCAAAGUAACAUUUUGGGCAUUGGCGUGGGCCAUCAACUACCGUACAGCUAUACGAUUAAAAGUUGCUGUAUCUACAGUAGCUUUUGAAUAUCUAUUAGCAUUUAAGUCUUUGACACACAUCUCUGUUGGUGAGGUCAUUAAUGUAUUAUCUAAUGAUGGCUAUCGAAUGUUUGAAGCUGCCUUAUUUUGUCCUCUGCCAAUUACUGUGCCUGCACUAAUGAUCGUUUGUACCAUAUAUUCUUGUCUUAUUCUUGGUCCCACUGCACUCACAGGAACAUUUGUUUAUAUUAUAUUUAUACCUCUACAGAUGCUCAUGGCUAAGCUCACAUCCGUAUUCCGACGAGCUGCUAUUUCAGUGACUGAUAAGCGUGUGCAAACAAUGAAUGAGAUUUUAACAUGCAUUAAAUUGAUUAAAAUGUAUGCUUGGGAAAAAUCUUUUGGAAAGGCAAUCAAAGGUAUAAGAAAUGUGGAAAGGAAAAUACUGGAAAAAGCAGGAUAUGUACAAAGUGUAAACUCUGCUCUGACACCUAUUGUAUCGACACUGGCUACUGUCAUGACAUUUGUUUUACACACCCUUUUAAAGCAAGAACUAACUGCAUCAGUUGCAUUUAGUGUGAUUGCCAUGUUUAACGUAAUGAAGUUUUCAAUUGCUAUCUUGCCGUUCUCAGUGAAAGCAGCAGCAGAAGCUAAAGUUUCCCUAACAAGAUUGAAGAAAAUUCUCCUAACUGAAAUUCCUCCUGUUUAUGUAAAGCAACUGAAAAAUUCAGAAAAUGCCGUGGUAAUGGAAAAUGCUACACUGUCUUGGGAACGUCUGAAUGAACACAGCAGAAAGAACAAUAAUGAAAACAGUAUGAAUGGGAAGAGUGCUUAUAAAUACCAGCCAAAACCAGAGCCUGUCCUUCCUCACUCUGAGACAUCAAUCAGAGAAACAGGAAAAGAGGGUAGUGCAGCAAUUGCUUUAUACAACUUAAGCUUUACUGUGAAGAAGGGAAAGAUCUUGGGAAUUUGUGGAAAUGUUGGAAGCGGAAAGAGCUCAGUCAUAUCAGCUAUUCUAGGACAGAUGUACUUGUAUGAUGGGACAGUAGGUAUUGAUGGAACAUUAGCUUAUGUGUCACAACAAGCAUGGAUAUUUCAUGGAAAUGUUAGGCAGAAUAUAUUAUUUGGAGAAGAAUACAAUGAAGAAAGGUACAAUUAUGCAAUCCAUGUGUGCAGUCUGAAGUCAGAUAUGGAAACUCUUCCUUAUGGAGAUUUAACUGAAAUAGGUGAAAGAGGUCUCAACCUCUCUGGAGGCCAGAAGCAAAGAAUCAGCUUAGCUCGUGCUGUUUAUGCCAAUAGAGACAUUUACUUGUUGGACGACCCCCUAUCAGCAGUUGAUGCACAUGUUGGAAAAUACAUUUUUGAGAAAUGCAUAAAAGAGGCCCUUAAAGGAAAAACAGUAGUUCUUGUAACUCAUCAACUACAGUAUUUAGAAUUCUGUGAUGAAGUCAUUUUAUUAGAAGAUGGAGAAAUAUAUGAAAGGGGAACUCACAAAGAUUUAAUGAAAGAAAAAGGACGCUAUGCUCAGCUAAUUCAAAACCUCUAUAUGGAGCAAGCAAAGGACCCAGAAAUUAUUUUGACUGGAUCAAUAAAAGAACCAACGAGCAAAACUCAGGAUAAGAGUGAUUCCUCAGGAAGUUCUUAUGGAGGAGUUGAAAAUCCUGCUUUUGUUAUGUCUGAUGAAGAAAUCAUCAUAAAGGAACCUGAAAGAGACCCACAAAGGGGAAAUAACACAGCUCCUGUAAACCAACUUGUUAGAAAAGAGGAAAAACAAGAAGGCUCAGUGACAUGGAAAACCUAUCACGCUUAUAUUAAGGCAUCUGGAGGUUUCAUACUGUCUUCCUUUGUUGUACUUCUCUUUAUUUUGAUGAUUGGCUGCUCAACCUUCAGCAAUUGGUGGUUAAGUUUCUGGCUAGAACAGGGCUCAGGGACAAACUGCAGCCUCCUGAGUAAUGAAACAGAAUAUCCCAUUUGUGAUAUGGGAAGCAUCUCGGAUAACCCCAGACUGCACUUUUACCAGUUAGUCUAUGGAAUGAGCAUGGUGACCAUGAUUGUCCUAAGUAUCAUCAAAGGGUUUGUUUUCACAAAGACAACGUUAAAGGCUUCUUCAAUGUUACAUGAUGAUGUAUUUUAUAAGAUCUUACUGAGUCCAAUGAGUUUCUUUGAUACAACUCCCACUGGUAGGCUAAUGAACCGUUUUUCUAAGGAUAUGGAUGAAUUGGAUGUGAGACUUCCAUUUCAUGCAGAGAAUUUUUUGCAGCAGUUUUUUAUGGUGAUCUCUAUUCUAAUCAUAAUAGCCAUUGUGUUUCCGUUCCUCCUAAUUGCAGUUGUUGUCCUAGCUACUAUUUUUGUUAUUCUCUUUCGAAUUUUUCAGAGAGCCAUCAGAGAACUAAAAAGAAUGGAAAACAUUAGCAGAUCUCCAUGGUUUUCACACAUUACUUCUUCUGUGCAAGGCCUCAGUGUAAUUCAUGCUUAUAAUAAAAAAGAAGACUAUAUCAACCAGUUUAAAAUGCUAAAUGAUGAAAACUGCAGCCAUUUUCUGCUGUUUAAUUAUGCACUACGCUGGUUUGCGAUUAGAACGGAUAUCCUCAUGACCUUGGUAACCUUCAUUGUGGCAUUAUUUGUUGCUUUGAGCCCUUCUUUUAUUAGUACUGCAGCAAAAGGCUUGGCUUUGUCCUAUAUUAUUCAGUUGAGUGGACUUCUCCAAGUAUGUGUAAGAACAGGGACUGAGACAGAAGCUAAAUUCACUUCUGUUGAACAGAUACAAGAAUAUAUCUCGACGUGUGUUCCUGAGGCCUCCCAGUGUGCAGAUAUAGUGAACUCUCCCAAAGGCUGGCCAGAUCGAGGGGACAUCACAUUUAAAGAUUACCAGAUGAAAUAUAGAAACAACAGUCCUGUGGUUCUCAAUGGCUUAAAUAUGAGCAUUCAUGGUGGAGAAACAAUUGGUAUUGUUGGAAGAACAGGCUCUGGACUCCAACAGGUUCCCAAGGCAGAACUUUCUCACCACUCCAAUAUUGUUCUGCCUCCUCUGGGCAUCUUCCCACAUCCCAGCUACUGGAGGGACUGGCAAUCCUGGUUCCACCACAGGACUUUUUGAGUCAUCCUCCUUAUGGAUGGAGAGGUGAUGUUUCAGCAGAUAUGGAUCCAAGUGCUGAGCAACCCUGGGAUCAGGUUCCACCAGAUCUAUCUUCAGCUCAGAUGGUUGUGCCUGACACGUUUUCUAAAGAGGAAGAUAGAGAUAGCUCCUCUUUUUGAACAAGAGCAGAUAGAUACAGACUUUGAUGUGACUUGUCACCUGAUUAGCAGGUAGGUGUUGCUUCUGCUUUGUCUCCUUCUGAGGAUGCUUUGCAGUUUCAUGACCUGGUGGACCACAUGGCAUCCACAUUGAACUUACCUUCUGUGGCUGUGGAGGAAACCUUCCACCCAGUAUUGGACAUUCUUGGGGCUGCCUUCUGGAAUAGGAUGUGGUUGCGGAUACUGGAUGGUCUUCUGCAGCCUACUAGGACUGUUUGGGCAACCCCUGCUUCCAGUCAGUGUAUUUCUGAAAAAGUAGAUAAUUGUAUGAGAUACCUCAAGACUUGGGGUUUUCUUACUGUCACACUCACCCUCUGCCUAAUUCACUGUGGUGGCUGCUGCCAGUAAUAAGUUUAGGUCCAGUUAGGCCCAUUAGACUCUUGACAGAGAGGGGGAGAACGUUUUUUUUCUUCCUCGUCUCUUGGUAUUAGAAUGACUAAUUACCAGGUGGUCAUGGCAUCUGAGUUUGUUCAGGCUUUGCCAGACAAUAAGAGAAGGCUGGCAAAUAUUAUUUUGAUGAAGGGACAAAAUGUGAAGCAUGCUCUCAGGGCUUCAGCUGAUGCUUCUCACUCUUCCACUAGAGCACUGGCAUCUGUAGUUACCUUAAGGAGACCUUUUUGGCUUUGUUCCUCUUCACUGGCUGUGGAUACCAAAUUAAAAUGGAAGAUCUUCUUUUUGAGAGGGAUGCAAUAAGACUGAUGAAUUUUUGGAAAAAUUAACAGAUAGCAAAUCCACUGCUUGUUCACUGGGUAUCUAUCCCUGGUUCAGAAAGAGACCACACUCCUUGUUUCCAUUAUCAGAGACAAUUUUACCUCAGUCAUUUGCUUAUUUUUCUCAAAUCACAGAUGUCAGCAUCAGUAAGCUUUGUUUUCAUCUCAGAGCCAGUGCAAGAAGAAGGCUUUUAGAUACACACCUAAGACAAAACAACCUGCUCCCUCCUCUUUACCUUCCUUGAACACCAGGCCUGACAUUUGAUGUGAGGAUCGAGAGUCAGGAACCAAUAAGUGACAAUUCCUCCCUUCCUUUAUUUGGAGACAGGCUAGUCAUUUUCAUAAACAAUUGAAGGCUUAUUACAUCAGACAAGUGGGUUCUAGAAAUCACCGAGGAGGGGUAUGCCAUAUAAAUAAAAAAACUACCCUCUUUCAAAUCUCCCUAAUCUUCCUUUUACAGAGAACUGUCUCAUGAGGCUAUUCUUCUAUCACAAGUUCAAAAACUGCUUCUGCUAGGUGUUGUCAAAGAGAUAUCCAAACAUCUUUGGUGUCCGGGUUUUAUUCAAGAUAGUUCCUGGUAUAGGAAAAGAUGAGGGAUUCUCUUCAAUUUUAGAUCUCAGAAAACUGAACAAGUACAUGUGGAAGUUCUGGUUUUUAAUGUUUCAAUCCAGCUAAGCCUUUGUUUUGUUAUGGCCCGGCAACAUUUCCAGUACAAGGUCCUGCUGUUUGGCCUUUCUACAGCACUACGAGUCUUUACAAAGUGGCUCUCUGUAGUAGCAGUGUAUUUAAGAAAGCAGGGUGUGUUUGUUUACCUAUAUUUGGACAACUGGCUGCUGAAGUCUUCUUCAUGUGAGGGCCUGCUACUUCAUAUCAACUCCACAGUCUCCCUACUCGUGGAUCUAGGGCAUUAAAAAGUAUGUUCUGAUGGCAGUUCCAUUAUUUACUAUUUUUCAUACAGACAAGAUGGUUCUUAGAACUGACCCCAAGUUUCUGCAAAAAUAGCAUCUGAAUUACCCAUCAAACUAUUAAUUUGUUUUCCCUAAUUUUUCCCCCUUAAGCCACAUGCUAAUGAAAGGGAAUUGGAGUUACAUACUUUAGAUGCUAGAAGGAUUCUGGCUUAUUAUUUAAAUAGAACAAAGAGUUUUAGAACGUCAUCUAGGUUAUUUAUCUCUUAAGCUAAGAAUCAUAUGGGUAAUAGUGUAUCUAUUCAGACUAUUUCUAGAUCAGUUAAACAAUGUAUAACUGAAUGUUAUAAGUUAGUGGCAGUUCCUGUGCCUGCUAUUGUGAAGUGCCAUUCUACUAGAGCAAUGGUAACAUCUCUUGCAUGCCUUAAACAUGUUCCUAUUGGAGAAAUCUACUAAGCUGCUACUUCGAGGUGAGUCUAUUGUACUUUUACCAAAAAAUAUGCUUUGGAUUUUGCUUCAAGAGCAGAUGCCAGAGUUAGUAAGAGACAUGCUUCAAUCAUUAUUUGAUUAGGACUCUGUUCCCUCUUCUUGAAAUUUCAGCACUGUGUACCAAACUACUCAUAACUAUGAAUAUGCAGAGUCACUCAAAGAAGAAGUGAAGGUUGGCUACUUGUAACUGGAGUUCAAGACAACUCUGCAUAUUCACACCACAACUCGGGUACAAGUAAAUAACCUUCCCCUCUUUCUCAGAGUCUUACCUUGGUUCUCUGGGUUAGUGGUGGAAAGAACAAGGUGGAAGGGGGCACACCACCACCUCAUAUAGAUUACCCUUAGAACAUUUGAGGAUGCUGAGAUGGCGGCACAUGUGUACUCUAUGGGCACUACUUGGAGAAGGUUCUAUCAUUAGGCACCACCAGGCGGCACAUUACCCAUAAAUGGAUAUUUACAGAGUCUUCUGGAAGAACUCUGGUUACAAGUAAGUAUCCUUCAUUUAUAAUUAACAUUAUUGGCAAACUUCUUAACAUAUUCAGCAGAGAGCCCAAGAAUGAAUAAGCAUGGAGAAUGAACUUACCUCUCACCUUCGAAGUGAUCAAUUUGUAUAAGUGUUGAGACACAUUGAAGCGGUACAGACAACUACAUUUUAGCAACUUGCACUGCUGCUAACUGUGCUAUAACUGAUCUGUGAGUAAAACAGAGUUCGGAUCACACAUAUAUCAAACCUGGAACUUUCCAGGUAGACUAAAAUGCACUUUACAUCAUUGUUUAUAAAAGUCAAAGUUUAUCUGAAUAAUAUUUUUUUUUAUCCCCUACAGGAAAAUCAUCAUUAGGAGUUGCACUCUUUCGACUAGUAGAACCAACUGCUGGUACUAUCCUAAUUGACGAUGUUGAUAUCUGUACUAUUAGUU